This is a messenger RNA of Drosophila bipectinata, 2324 nucleotides long. RefSeq names its product SDA1 domain containing protein Mys45A (gene Mys45A). Lineage: Eukaryota; Metazoa; Arthropoda; Insecta; Diptera; Drosophilidae. Gene Ontology annotation, biological process: ribosomal large subunit biogenesis; ribosomal large subunit export from nucleus. Gene Ontology annotation, cellular component: nucleolus. The record is from RefSeq and is a predicted model, not a curated record.
UUACCUUUUCCAUAACGGGUCACUCUCGACACGUGCAUUGGAUUUGGACGAACGUGGUUGGAAAUAAAAAGAUAUAAGGCGUAAUUUUCUCGGCUCACAAUGGUGCGGCCUAACAAUAACCAGCUGCCAGAGAACCUGCCGCAGCUGCAGAAUCUGAUCAAGCGGGACCCAGAAUCGUACAGUGAUGAGUUCCACAUACAGUACCAGCACUUCCUCAGCCUGUUGGAGGUGUUCGCCCUUAAUCCUGGCGAGGAGAACAAAUCUCUGGACGACAUUGUGAUGUUCAUCGCUCAGGUGGCGCAAUGCUAUCCAAAAGUGUGCGAAGAGUUUCCCAAGCGCCUGUCUGACCUUUUGAAGAACUACGCCACCGUUCUGGAUCCCGCCAUGAGAAAUUGUUUCGUCAAGGCCCUGAUCCUGUUGAGAAAUAAAAAUCUUGUGCCUGCUUUGGAUAUACUGGAGUUGUUUUUCCAGCUUCUACGCUGUCCGGACAAGAAUCUGCGCACCUUCCUGCAGACCCACAUCGUCACUGACAUCAAGAACAUGAACGCUAAGCAUAAGGACAUGAAGCUAAACUCGAGUCUUCAGGCAUUUAUGUACUCCAUGCUUAAAGACGCCAAUCCCAAAGCAGCCAAAAUGUCGGCGGAUAUUAUGAUUGAGCUCUACAAGAAAAACAUUUGGAACGAUGCCAAGACGGUGAACGUUAUUGCAACAGUUGGUUGCUUCUCGAAAGUAACCAAAGUUCUGGUUACCUCCUUAAAGUUUUUCCUCGGUCAUGACGAAGAAGAGGAGGAGUCCGACUCCGACAGCGAAAAUGAGGUUGAUCUGAAGGGAGCUUUGAUGGCCAACAGAGUCAACAAGAAGACCAAGAAGCGACAAAAGCAGUUGGCGCAGAUCAAGAAGCAGGCGGUUAAGGCCCAAAAGAAGAAGAAGAAUGCGCCGGCUUUUAACUUUUCCGGCAUUCAUCUGGUGCACAAUCCCCAGGGGAUGGCCGAGGGCCUGUUUAAGCAGUUGCAAGGCAGUAAUGAGAGAUUCGAAGUGAAACUAAUGCAUCUUGAUGUGAUAUCCAGGCUAAUCGGCAUCCACGAGCUGUUCCUUUUCGGUUUCUAUCCGUAUAUAACGCGCUUCCUGCAGCCACACCAGCGUCAGGUGACCCGUGUCUUACAAUUUGCCGCUCAGGCGUCCCACGAACUAGUCCCUGGAGACAUCAUCGAGCCCAUCUUGAAGACAAUAGCCAACAACUUCAUUACGGAGCGCAACUCCAGUGAUGUAAUGGCAAUUGGCUUGAACGCUACCCGCGAGAUCUGUAUGCGCUGUCCGCUGGCCAUGGGUGAGGAUUUGCUGCAAGAUCUGGCCAUGUAUAAGACCUAUAAGGAGAAGUCUGUGAUGAUGGCCGCUCGCUCCCUCAUCACACUCUACCGUGAGCAUCUGCCGGCCCUUCUUCACAAGAAGGAUCGCGGUCGUCAGACCGAGGCCCAGGCCGAGCGGAAGGUUCGCGCCUAUGGUGAACGAGAAGUACACGAUACGGUGCUUGGUGCCGAAGCCUUGCUCAAAGAUUCCAAAACCAUCGAUAUUGAAAGCGAUGAAGACACUGACUCCAAUGAUGGGGAGUGGGUUAACGUGACGCACAGUGAUGGUGAGGGAGGACCAGAUGUUGACGACGACGAUGAGGAGGAAGAUGAAGAUGACGAGGAAGAGGACGACGAAGAGGAUGAAGGCAAUAGCGACGAGGAGGACUCUAAUUCGGACGAGGGAGUUGGAAGCGGCGAGGAGGCUGACAAGACGAAAAAGCAGAAGGCAGACCUCAAGAUUCUAAACCAGAAAGAGGCUGCUCAGGAGCUAGCUCUGACUCGAAUCUUCACGGAUGAGGACUUCAAGCGAAUUAAUGCGGCCAACCUCAAGAAAACAGUUACCAGUGCCCGGAAGCGACCACUGGAGCAGGACCGUGCCGAGUUCGUCAAACUAAACAGCAUCGAAAUGAUUUAUAAGAAACGCAAGCACGACAAGGAGUCGCGUCUCGAGACAGUGCAGGCGGGACGAAAGGAUCGCGAGCGGUUCGGCUGGAAGGAUGGCCGAGUUAAUGAAAAUUGCUCCAAGACGAAUCGCGAAAAGAGGAAAACCAAGAACUUUGGCAUGCUGCGGCACAAGGCUCGCUCCAAGGUGAAGAAGAGCUUCAAGGACAAGCAGCAGGCUCUGCGGAAACACUUGCUGCACCAAAAGAAGAUGAAAUAGAUCAAUACGAUUUCAACUACACAGCAAUGUGUAGUUUUUUAUAAUAGUUAAGAUACAUUUUAUACAAUUUGUAAUUAAACUUGUAGAGUUUAAAA